Messenger RNA from Cercospora beticola, 1034 nucleotides. RefSeq lists its product as uncharacterized. The record is from RefSeq and is a predicted model, not a curated record. Lineage: Eukaryota; Fungi; Ascomycota; Dothideomycetes; Mycosphaerellales; Mycosphaerellaceae.
CAAUUGCCAAUAUUGCAUGCUUCGGUGAAGUAUUGCGUGGCGAGGCCAAAGCAUCAUGCAGGUGCAGGCGCAACUGUGUAUCGAGACGCGAAGUCGGGAAAGCACCUUCCCCAUGACUGUACGUGUCGUGCUGCCUAGCCAAAACCACAGCAGUUCUCGCCCGUGAACAUCAGCACACGCUACACAACCAAGAGCAUCACAACGUCUUUGUACACAGGGAAUACCAUGGCGUCGCCAGGACCGCCACCGCGAUGCAUGUUAUUCGAGCUCUCGGCUGAGUUACGCAACGUGAUAUACGAACAAGUGCUCAUUAUCUCCGACUGUAACGAUUACAUCCAGCUCGAACCAGCGACAGGACUACAAGUGCCUGCCUUGCUGCAAGUCUGUCAUCAAGUCCGCAACGAAGCGGCUCAGAUGUACUUCGAAGAAAACUUCUUCCAGCUCUGGCUCAUGGGUUGCAGUCCAAGAUUGCUAUAUGAAUGGAUUGAAAUGGCCACGCGCUAUGUCGGCCGCGCUUGUGUUGAUGGCAAGCUCAACGACCGCUCAAUCGACUACAACACGUAUGAUAACGAAGAUCCGAGCAACAUCAUCCAGUGGUGUAAACUCGUUCGCGAAGGCAAGCUACCAGCAUGGGACUGUAGCCCGGAGGAUAUCAAGUAUGGUUCUGCGUGUCCCACUGUGGUCGCCGGUCAGCGGCUCGCGAUGCAGAUGAAAUUCAGACCAUGGGCAGAGUUCGUUGCCGCUUUCGAACUACUUCACUACGCUGUUGAGGGCACGCGCGAGCAGAUUAUGACACUAAAUUUGAUUCGCUACUGAAGUCUGGCAUCGAAUGGAUGCCUCGGUGCUGGAGCUUUGAGUGGGCAGACAUGAUGGCCGUAGACAUUGACCAAAUGCUUGAGCGCCAGGCCGCAUCGCGGCUACUGCGAGAAAUUCGAUCUUUUAGGUGCAGAGGCGGCCAUGCACGUUGAAAGAUACACGGAAUUGUCUUCGGGCCCCGGGUCCACACCAGGGCAGCCAGCUUACUCACGUCGCGG